This is a messenger RNA of Calypte anna (Anna's hummingbird), 867 nucleotides long. Its product is annotated as olfactory receptor 14A16. The transcript is spliced from 2 exons. Gene Ontology annotation, molecular function: G protein-coupled receptor activity; olfactory receptor activity. The annotation marks the transcript as partial. Gene Ontology annotation, biological process: G protein-coupled receptor signaling pathway. The record is from RefSeq and is a predicted model, not a curated record. Gene Ontology annotation, cellular component: membrane. Lineage: Eukaryota; Metazoa; Chordata; Aves; Apodiformes; Trochilidae.
CUCUUCCUGGGCAUCUACCUGGCUGCGCUCCUGGGCAAUGGCCUCAUCAUCACCACCUUCGCCUGUGACCACCACCUCCACACCCCCAUGUACUUCUUCCUCCUCAACCUCUUCCUCCUCUGCCUGGGAUACAUCUUCACCACUCUGCCCAAAGCCACGGCCAAUUCCCUCUGGAACAACAAGGACAUCUCCUACAAGGGAUGUGCUGCACAGCUCUUCUUUUUUUUAUUCUUCAUCACAGCUGAGUUUUCUCUCCUGACCAUCAUGUCCUACGACCGCUACGUGGCCAUCUGCAAACCCCUAUACUACGGGACCCUCCUGGGCUGCAGAGUUUGUGUCCACAUGGCAGCAGCUGCCUGGGGCACUGGGUUUCUCACUGCUCUGCUUCACACAGCCAAUACAUUUUCCCUGCCCCUCAGUCAGGGCAAUGCUCUGGACCAGUUCUUCUGUGAAAUCCCCCAGAUCCUCAAGCUCUCCUGCUCAUGCUCCUACCUCAGGGAAAUUUGGGUUAUUCUUAUUGGUUCCUUUUUAGUAUUUGGUUGUUUUGUUUUCAUCGUGGUGUCCUAUGUGGAGAUCUUCAGGGCUGUGCUGAGGAUCCCCUCUGAGCAGGGAAGGCACAAAGGCUUUUCCACAUGCCUCCCUCACCUGGCCGUGGUCUUCCUGGGGGUGUGCAAGAGCGUGCACACAAAGUCCCCUGCAAAGGCCACGUCUGCAGCAGGGCAGGGAUGUGCAAGGCUUUGUCUGUGCAGAGUGGUACGCAGAGGCCCUGUGUGCAAAGCCGAGGGGCAGCGCAAAGCUCAGGUGGAGUCCUUCAGCCCCAAGGCCCCCACCUUGGUGCUGCCCAUGGUCUUCAUCUGCUCCAGCUGA